AUGCUUGAAGGUAAAUUCGACGAGUCCACUCUUUUGAAGAAGAUCGUGGACGCCAUCAAAGACUGUGUCAAGUUAUGUAACUUCAACUGCACAGAACAUGGCAUAACUGUCCAGGCUGUGGACGACUCUAGAGUGCUUUUGGUUUCGUUGUUGGUGGGCCAGACUGCCUUCUCUGAGUACAGAUGUGACAGAGACAUCACAUUGGGAAUUGACUUGGACUCGUUUUCCAAGAUCAUCAAGUGUGGUAACAACGAAGAUUACUUGACCCUUUUGGCCGAGGACUCUCCCGAUGCCGUGAUGACCAUAUUCGAAGACAAGAAGAAGGAAAGAGUCAGUGAAUACUCGUUGAAGUUGAUGAACAUCGACUCGGAGUUCUUGAAGAUCGACGACAUGGAAUACGACACCGUCAUAAAUAUGCCAUCGACCGAAUUUGCCAAGAUCGUCAGAGACUUGAAGAACAUGUCGGAGUCGCUCAACAUCAUUGUCACCAAGGACUCCGUCAAGUUCACCUCUGAGGGUGAAUCUGGAUCUGGAUCUGUCGUGUUAAAGCCUUACACAGACAUGGACAAGCCUGAAGAGAGUGUCACUGUCCACUUGGACCAGCCAGUAGACUUGACGUUCGGUUUGAAGUACUUGAACGAUAUCAUCAAGGCUACCUCGUUGUCCGGAACCAUCACCAUCAAGUUGGCUGACAAGACCCCCGCCUUGUUCGAAUAUAAGUUGGAUGUUGGAGGGUACUUGAGAUUCUACUUGGCUCCUAAGUUUGAUGAGGACGAGUAAUGCAUUUAGUUCUGUCUAGUAUUAAUAUAAUAUCAUUG
Messenger RNA from Scheffersomyces stipitis CBS 6054, 818 nucleotides. It is a transcript of the gene POL30, whose product is annotated as proliferating cell nuclear antigen. Gene Ontology annotation, cellular component: PCNA complex. The transcript has a single exon. The record is from RefSeq and is a predicted model, not a curated record. The coding region runs from base 1 to 780 and encodes 259 amino acids. Gene Ontology annotation, molecular function: DNA polymerase processivity factor activity; DNA binding. Gene Ontology annotation, biological process: mismatch repair; leading strand elongation; regulation of DNA replication. NCBI's taxonomy places the organism in Eukaryota, Fungi, Ascomycota, Pichiomycetes, Serinales, Debaryomycetaceae.